Messenger RNA from Arvicola amphibius (Eurasian water vole), 3801 nucleotides. RefSeq names its product centrosomal protein 95 (gene Cep95). The record is from RefSeq and is a predicted model, not a curated record. The coding region runs from base 415 to 2892 and encodes 825 amino acids. Gene Ontology annotation, cellular component: centrosome; spindle pole. NCBI's taxonomy places the organism in Eukaryota, Metazoa, Chordata, Mammalia, Rodentia, Cricetidae. The transcript has 21 exons.
CACCCCAGGGCUAGGCGGACCGCACUACUUCUCCGCUUGACGGCGGCGGAGGGAUACCUCACCGCAGACUCACCGGAAGCGCGGCCCCGACGCCCCGGGGAGAUCGGCCGGGCUGCUGGGUGACCUGGCUGCCUGGCCCGCCGAUCUGAGAACCCUCAAGCGGGAUCUUGCCCGCGGGGAAAGGUAGUAGAGCCCGCAAACUGCCGCCGAAGCGCGAGCUGCGAGAGGAAGUGCCUCUCUGAUGACCAAUCAGCGGCGAGAAGCCGUUUUAACGUCCCUCCCUCUCUCAGCCCUCCGUCCCCGCUCUCUGGUUUCGACCCCCUCCUACCCGCUUCGGCGCUCUCCGGUUCGGCCCUUCCAGGACACCGUCGCCCGCCCGCGCUCUCGUCUCCGGCCGCGACCUUUCUUGGCAGUAUGGCCAGCUCAGAGGCUGAAUGGGUAACACUUGCCAAUAAUCUUCUUUUUAAAUGUCACAUACACCUGAGGAUACACGAACUUGAAGACUGUGAUGCUAAUGUCUUUAUUGCACUUUAUCAGUCCAUUUUGGGAGAAAAGGUACCAGACCUCAUAGUUAUUUCCAGGAGUCAAGAAGACGAUGCCCACAAUGUACAAGCAGUGAUUGAUUCACUAGCUUUGGAUUACCUUCAGGUCAGCUUGUCUCACAUAACAGGAGAAAAUAUAGUGAAAGGGGAUAAGGAAUCUAUCAAGAAUCUCCUAGAAAUAUUUGAUGGAUUAUUGGAGUAUCUGACAGAACACAUCAGUGAAACGUCACACGAUAAAAGUGAAACUGAGCAGUAUUUUCAAGACUCUCAUGGAGAGGAACCCGUGGAUGAGCUGGAGAGUAUCAAGGAGUCCAAGUCAUGGAAAAAAGUUUCUUUUGGGAGGUGUUCCUUCUCAUCUGAUGUGUUGGGGCCCACCUGGGAUGGAGAUGAUGCUGAAUCCACAGGUGAAAUAAUUAGGCUUGGAGACACCGCACACACCUUUUCUCUAAGAAGUAAUGGUGCUCAAAGUUCCAUGGACUUGCAGUCUAGAAAAGUUUCAGCAUCAUCAGGCUCUGAACCAUGUGAGAAGGUGUUGAACCCCAUCUCAUCGAGUUUCCUAUCCAAGAACGGGACAACUUUCGAAGCAGAAACUCCUUCUGUGAGUAUGGUUACAAGUGCCAGAAAAUUAGGUGAGCCAAUCCGAGCUGCUAUCCCCUUAUACCCUCCCUACCAUCCUUCUGAGCCUCGAGCACCUUGUCCCAUAGGGAAGGAAUACCUCCGUUCAAGUCUCUACUCGUCUGCCCUGACUUCUGGAGAGCAUUCGGCACUUUCUCUGGAAUCAGAGGAUAAAGUUGUCUUCACUUCCACAUUAUCUAAAGAUGAUGAACAGGAAUCAUGUCUAGCUCUGACUCCAAGCCCCAGGACAAGGAAGCUUCCUAAAGGGAAAAGAAAUGAGAACAGAGCUGUGGUCUCCUCAAAGUAUUCACCCUUCCCUCAGAAGGCCAGGACGCAGCUAACUGAACAAGAGCUGCAUGCGGUGUCAGAGAAACUGUCUCAGCGGCUUUCUGAACUAGACUGGAUGUUAAAAACUGCCCUGGGUGAUCGAGCAGCAGACAAGACUGAUGGUAAAGAUGGUGACACUCGAGAGGAAGAGGUGCACAGUGGAAACGAGGAGACACUGUCGCAGCACAGUGACAGUGUCAUGCAGUAUGGACCGAAGAAGCCCAGGCCAGGAUUUUCCAUGUACAGAAAGGCAGCUUACAGGUCCCAUUCACUGUCCCCAUCUUCAGUAAACAAACAUAAACAAUUAGAGAAAGAGAGAAAGAAGCAGCACAAGUCUAAAGGAACAGAGACCCACCGAUUCCAAGCAAAGGUAUUAACUGAAGCAUUUGAAAGGGAACUAAGAAAAAAUAAAGUUCAAGAGAACAUUGGACUUCGAGGGAUAAGUGACGAUGAAGAGGAGGAGGAAACAGAAAAAACAUACAGAGAAGCCAUUCCUAAAGGAACUCCAAAACAGAGUCAGGUCCAGAAGAUUUACUCCAGAAAAACUGCAGCUCCAAGUCCAAAAGGUGGUUUCCUGAAGUCGAGCAAGGCAGCUCCAAUGAAAGUGAAUGAACACAGCCUUCUGCCCCUGAUGCUGGAACAGUUUCCAUUUCUCUAUGUUUCUGACCCAACGCUGACCAAAAUGUGGAAGCAGCAAAUUGCACAGGUUGAACAACUCAAAAGAGAAGCACAGAGAGAAAACCGAUCCAAGAAGAAACUCCAGGAUGAAAUAGAAGAAACCCUGAGAAGGCAUGACCUCCUUACUGCCCUUGUCAAGAAGGAAUGUGAACAUAACAAGAGACUGCAAGACUUCAGGGACCGAAUUCAUAGACAAAGGUUGACCCAAUCAAAGAUAAAAGAAAAUCGUCAGCAAAUUGUUCGCGCUCGGAAAUACUAUGAUGAUUACAGAGUUCAGUUACACGCAAAAAUGAUGAAGAUGAGAACCCGGGAAGAAAUGAUCUUUAAGAAACUGUUUGAAGAGGGUUUACAAAUUCAGAAGCAAAGACUACGAGACCUAAGAAACUACGCCAAAGAGAAACGCAGCGAAGAAAAGAGACAGCACCAGAAUGAGCUGGAUUCGAUGGAAAACUACUAUAAGGGCCAGUUUUCAUUGCUGGCAGAAGCCAUAUCACAGGAGCGUCAGGAACUCAAAGCCAGAGAGAAAUCUCAGGCUCAGACAUUGCAUAAAGUGAAGAGGGAGCUGAGAGCUAAGAUGGAGAAGGAGAUCCAGCAGCUGCAGUACAUGAUAACCCAGAAUGACGAUGAUGCUUUCUUUCGGGAACUAGAAGCACAGCGCUUCAGAGCUCGGCUGCAACUGGCUUCCUUCCAGUACAGUAAAAAUCCUUCCCAAAGAGGCCAAACAUCAUAGCCUCAUCUACUUCCUGACCAGAAGAGGUGGUCUCCACUCAGGGAUGACUGGCUUCAUACGAACCAGUGAGUUCUAUGUUGACUCUGUGCAGAGGCUGGUGAGAAUCUGGGUGUAGCAGUGCAUGACUUUAAUCCACUAUAAUCCAAAAGCCACUGAACUGAUAAUCUUCUCAAGCCAUCAGCCUAGCACACUGGAAAAUUUUAGAACUUGAUGAGAAGAGCAAGUUACAUUUAGGGAAGAGCUUUUCUCUUGUUCUAAGACAGGCCUUCCUAACUAGUGAAAUUCAGGCUGGCCUCAACCUCUCAACCCUCCAGUAGACUCCUGGGUGCUGGGGUUACCUUUUAAAUAAAAUUAAUUAAUUUUAAAUUGUUUUUUCUAGUUACAGUUAAAGCAUUAGCAUAAAAGGCAACUGUUCUGUGAAAUUGCCUCAUUUAUCCUGUAACUAGUCUCUUGGCCUCUUGUGUGAUCCUGCCAUGGUUAUCUGGGAUAGAAAACUCAAAUGUGCUCACCCUGUCAUAAAUCACAGGGGUGAACUACUGGCUACCACAAAGCAGAACUACUUUUAAAUAAAGGGAUCAAAUCAAACUGGUUUGAUUAAUAUACUAUUAAAUACCAAAAAUCUUUAAUGUACUAGAAUUUUGUUUUAGAUAGUCAAUAAACACAGCAAUGUGAAGAUUAAUGUGAAAAAGUACAGCAUGUUCAUCCACCUGAGAGACUCCAACAAACAUUUCUCCACUUCAGGAAAAAAACAAUACCACCCAAAUUUAAUUUGAUGAAGCAGUCAGUUUAUUGGGGCUAUUUACAGCAGCGCACUACCAAAGCCUUCCAGAUGCAUUCUAAAAUGACAGCAUUAUCACUCAUGUGCAGUUUCCCUGAAAGUCUCUCCACCUUUAUUCCUUUUUUUUCCUU